Microthlaspi erraticum is the source of this 723-nucleotide messenger RNA. Lineage: Eukaryota; Viridiplantae; Streptophyta; Magnoliopsida; Brassicales; Brassicaceae. The record is from the annotation of a GenBank genome assembly.
AUGAAAAGCAGUGCAAUAAAAGUAAACAAAGCAGUGAAGUGUCAGCUCGACCAAGACUCGAGUCGAGUAGAGCAAAGUACCAGCUCGAUCGAGUUUAGGGACGAGUUGAGACAAACAAAGCUAAAGCUCGAUCGAGUUGAAGCUUGGCCGGUCGAGUUGAGGAACUCGACCGGUUGGUCGAGCUGGUCUUCAAGAUGGCUUCUCCCUUCUUCCUUUGCGUAUCCAGUUGAGCUGCUUCCAUGUGCCAAGUCCCUCCAUGCUCCUUGUGUCCCAUAUGCUCCAGAAUGCUCCAAAAGACCUAUUUCAAAGGACCAAACAUGCAUAUUACAUCACCGUGAUCCCAGAUUCACUUCAGAGUUUUGGAGAGCUUUUCAGGCAGAGAUGGGCACUAAGGUGCAUUUGAGUACAGCUUAUCAUCCGCAGACAGAUGAUCACCUGAGCUUAGUUGAGUUUGCAUACAACAACAGCUUUCAGGCGAGUAUUGGCAUGGCUCCAUUUGAGGCUUUGUAUGGGAGGCCAUGUAGGACACCCCUAUGCUGGACCCAAGUGGGGGAGCGCAGCAUGUAUGGAGCUACUUAUGUUCAGGAGACGACAGAGAAGGUCCGUGUGGUGAGGCUGAACAUGAAGGAGGCUCAGGACAGGCAGAAGAGUUAUGCAGAUAGACGCAGACGAGAGCUUGAGUUUCAGGUGGAGAUAGAGUUUAUCUCAAGAUGGCUAUGUUGA